UUUUUUCUCAACGCUCACUCUUCAUAUCUCUAUUCCUCUCGCGUGUAUUCUCCUCCUCUCGUUCGUUCGAACGAGAUUCGAUAACUUGACUGAACUAAAAAAUUCUCGAAAUGCUCGAAACACUUUUCGAAAUACUUCUAUCUUCUUUCAUUAUCGCAUACCGAACCGAUAUUUUUUUUUCUUUUUUUUUUUAGCUCAUCCCUCGAUCGCUAAUUGUUCAAUAAUGUUGUCUGAAUUCGUAUCUAUUUAAAUCCCUUUCGUCCAUCUUUCUUCCUUAUUUUCUUCUUUUUUUUUGUCGUAUCUUUUCUUUCGCUAUUUCAUUCUUCAGGUAGAUUUCACCAUUCUCCCCCCUCCCUCUUCCCCUAUAAACGAAUAAUAAAGUUUCUUCUCUUUUUUUUUUUCCAUUUUUCUUUCUCCUUUCUUGAACUUUUAUUGAAUGUAACAUCAUAUUCCGUCGAGGAUGGAUAUACAUUACACAGCUGACGCUGAUGAUUUUUCACAGAUUUCUGGCAGCAUCUAGGACAACGAAUAAUGGCUAGGACGACGAAUAAACCUCGAAGGAUGUACCCUUGCGGAAAGUGUCAGAAGAUAUAUUCGAACGCAUCCUCGCUCUACCGCCAUUUGAAACUCGAAUGCGGGAUGCUCCCGCAAUUCCACUGUCCCUACUGUCGCUUCAGCUCAAAGAGGAAAUUCAAUUUGGACUCUCACGUGGCACAUAAGCAUAGCAAAUUGCUCAACUGUUAUGUAAAUAAAAUAGGAUAAAACUUUAUUAUUAUCAUGCUGCCGAUACGAUCUGGAAUUUUUCGUUCCGGAGGCUGAAACGAGGAAGAAUAAUUAUUUUUCAUUAUUUCAAUUGAAUUAUUUAUAUACGAAACAAAUUUCGAAAACGAGUAAUCCGAAAUAAAAUUGCGACUUUUCUACACACCGUACAAAUCAUCCUUGCUUCUUUCAGAUCUGGACACUUUUGAAAAUGACGUCUGUUUGAUCAACGAUCGAUCGACGAUCAUUUUUAAAAUAUCCACUGGAUUUGGAUCUUAAUUAUAAGACGCAUUAUAUAUUAUAUAACGUUAUAUUAUAUAUUAUAUAAGAUAACGUUAUAUUAUAUAUUAUAUAAGACAACAACUGUAAUUCAGACAAACUGUCUUUUGAAAACUAACCAGAUCUAUAUUGACAACGCGAAUCAGUCACCACUUCUCCACGAUAAGAUAAUAACGAAUUUAUACAGAAAACGAAGUUGUGUAGUCGAUACGGAUAUUCGUGUCUCUUCUUCAGUCUAUAAUCGUUCCUUAUAAUCCCAAAAGUGUAAAGAAUAAACCGCAUGGGUAAUUACGUGUGCAUUUCUUACAAUCUCAUUUCAUCUUUUUACACGCUCUCUUUCUCUUCCUUUCUCUUCCCUUAAAUUUAAAAAAAAGAAAAAAAAAAAAAAAAAGAAACGUGUUGAACACUAUCGUUAAUCGUUCGUUUAAUUUUUACAGAUAAAUAAUGUCGAUACAACGAUUAUCCACAAUUUCGUCGAGCAUACAUUCUGGAAAACGUGUUUUUUUUUUCAACGCAUUUAAUAGUUUCCUUUAAAACCUCGAUGCAUAUUUUUUGUUUCAGGACAUCGUGUAACGUCACCCGAAUCCCGUCCCGGUGAUCGAAAAAGGUUACUUACUGCUGUUACGUUCGAAAAAAAAAAAAAAGGAAAAAAAAAUGAAACAACGAAAAAAAAUAAUAAUAAUAAUAAUUUGUCUUUAAUCCUCUCUUUCAAAAAUACGUGUACGUGUUUCAAACGCACGCACGCCUCAUACAUAUACCAUACAUAAACUCACUGAAUGCAAAACAAAAUCUCUUGUACAUUAUAUAUAUAUAUGUGUAUAUAUAUAUAUAUAUAUAUAUACGAAUCCAAAUCAUUUAAGAUGGCCGAAACAUCCUGUUUUUUUUUUUUAUUAUUAUUAUUAUUAUCUUAUUGUGGAGGGUUGGAAAUUGGCAUCUUUUCAUCGAUAAGAAAAACGAGGGUCGAAGAGGAUGGAGAGACGAUACAUAUCAUGGUAAUCAUUGAUCCAUAAAAUUAACCAACCAUACACUAUAAGCUUUUCAAGUUAUUACUACAACUACUAGCAAUAUUUCUCAGUCUCUCGAUCUCUCUUCGCAACCUCUUUACAAACAACUCACGCCUAUUCACGUAAACACGGCAAAAUUUUAAACCACUGGGCGCACUUAUUUCUCGGGGCUAUUGGCUGAUACGUUAUGUGUUGGGUUGGUUACGGGUUUAAUCUCACUGAUCUCUCUUGCCGCCAUUAUAACUUAUUAUAUUCGUGCAUCGAAAACGGGAAGACUAAAAAAAAAAAAAAAAGAAAAAAGAAAGAAAGAAAGAAAGAAAAAGAAAAAGAUUUCGCAUCAUCGCUCGUUCCACGUAUAUAUAUUUUAUACAUAUACAUCCCAUCCCCCCUCCAUCACCGUCAAAUUUUCUUUUUUUUUUAAAUUCGCGGAUCUUUUUUUUCUCUCCUCUUUUUUUUCGUUUCUCCCUCCCCAAAAAAAAAAUUUCUUUUCAUUCAUUGGAAGAAUAACCUCUUACCACGAUCUCGCGUCUCGCUUGGCGUCGGGACCUGUUGCAGGAAUGGUUGCAUUGCUGUCGUUGUUACGGUCGGAUUGCAAGCAGCAGCAGCCACAGCCACAACAGCAGCAGCAGCAGCAGCAACAACAGCAACAACAGCAACAACACGCCAGUAAGAAGACUCGGCCUUCGUCAUCGAGCACGUCGACCACUACGACGACGAGGGGCGGUAUCGUUCUGGCGAGCAGACGCGUAAGCAACACUUGGGACAGUAAUAGUUACGACAGUGGAAACGACAAUGGCGGUGGCGCACGCGCGUCCACGCGCGAGGUCGUAUUUCCCGACUCGUUCGAGGUGUUGCCCCAACCUUGCGAUCUGAGCGUCGUUUACAUGGGCGUGCCGCACGAGCAACAACGAAAGUUCAGGUGUCAAUUUUGCGGGAAAGGUUAUAGGUGGAAGAGUACGAUGCGCCGCCACGAGAUGGUCGAGUGCGGCGGGAAACCGCCUGCCUUUCAGUGCCCUAUGUGCCCGUACAAGGCAAGGCAACGCGGCAAUCUGACCGUGCACUACAAGCGGCACCAUCAAAAGAUCGAGUACGACGAGGCCGCCUAAUUUUCUUGGCGCACGGAUAAUUAAUUUUUGCGCUUUGCCGAUACUUUUCCUUGGACACUGGAAAAAUUAUUUCGAAGCGCAGAUAUCUAAAGAUAAUCGAUAAUCUUUAUGCUUGCGUGUGGUUUUUAAUCGUAGCGGUCGUUGACGGGAUAGAUUUCGUUCUUUUUUACCGACAGAUUUUAUUGCGCUACGUAAAAUUAGAGGGUUAUCAUCGGAGGAGGUGCUUAAGCGCUUAAAUUUUGAAUAGAGAGAAAUCAAUCUUUAAAAAUAUUCUCGAUCAUAAGUCUACGUUUGGAGUUUUCAUUGACCUUCAGAUAUAAAGAAAAGGAGUUUCGAAAGUAAUUUUGCCUAAAUAUCGCGGUUAAUAAUAUCUUCUUCUGUUUUUAACAGAAGAAAGCUAAAUUGCUAUAAAUUAUUCGCGAAUGUUAAAAUCUACAUGCAAAUAUGAAAUUAUCAGUUAGUUUCAGACUUUAGAUGGUACUUUUUGAGUUCACUGACGAGAGAAUCAUCUUAUAUAUAUAUAUAUAUUUUUUUGUAAACGAUUCCGUCUAGGUUUCCCUUUCAUCUGACUUCCCUUAUCGUGUCUAAUUUUUUUUUUUUUUCUGUUUCUUUUUCUUUUUCUUUUUUUCAGAUGCUGUACAUAGCAGAUGAAAACGCGUACGUGAAAGGAAUCGUUUGAUCUUUUUUUUUCUCGAGUUUGUUACCUCAAUACCGCGAAUUUAACACGUAUCUCGACGAUCUGUGUACAUAAUAAUAAUCUCAGUUUAUUUACCAAUUUAUUUAAACUUUCUUUAAAUGUCUAGCAACAAUCGUUUUUAUAUGAUUUUAGUUAAUCGAUAACUAAUUAUGCUUAUACGUACGGAGGUCGAUUAUAUUUAACAUUCGGAUUUUUUUCUUCUUUUCUUUCUUUUUUUUUUUUUUUGUUAUGCAUUUAAUUUCUCCGCUACGAUCGUACCGCAAUCGGCGCGAAACUGAAACGCGUUUCGCUGGGGCGAAUCAAACACGAACAAAUUUAUUCGAAAAAGAAUACUUUCGAACCUCGAGAUAUUUUAUGCGAAAGAAAAGAAUUACUAAUUUUAUAAUAAAAUGAAAUCGAUCAAACGUAAAAUAAUCGAAAAAAAAAAAAAAAAGAAGAAAUUGACGAUCGUGUUACCACUUUUGGAAUUUUUUCUUAUUCAUAGGAUAUUAUAUAUAUAUAUAUAAUAUAUAUAUAUAUAGGUAUUUUCUAGUACUUUUAUACAUAUCUUAGAUAUUUCUCUUCUUAGAUGGUAAGAUUGAUUUUAAAAAAAAAACGUUACAAGGUACAUUAAACGGUAAAUGGAACUGAUAUUAACAGUUACGAAAUCAUAAAUCAUUCCGAGCGUAAUUAGGUAUAAGAGAUACAAUUAGUGCCUUCUUUCGACAAAACAGGAAAAAGAAAAAAAAGAAAUAAAUAUAUAUAUAUAUAUAUAGUAUAUAUUUGCACGUAUAUAAUAAUAUACACUUACGCGCGCACUAUAUAUAUAUAUAUUUGUAACAAUUAAGUAAAGUCGCGUGACGAUCGUGCAUUUGCCAUGAUCAUUUAUUAUGCAGAAAAAUCGGUUACCUGACAACACUUAGAUUUACGAUAGAUGAUAAUAACAAGAUAUCUUUCAACUUUGCCUAUCGUGUUAUAAUAUUAAUACAAAUCAAUUUUCCUUAAAUUACAAAAAUAUCUCGAUCGCAAAGAAUACGUUUAAAAAACGUUAAAAAACGAGAAGAAAAGAAAAAUAGAAAGAUAAGGCAAGGUGGAAGAUAUACCGUAAGAGAAAAAAAAAAAAAAAAAAAAAACGAAACAAUGAAUCCCAGAGUUAUAACACACCGUAUCGUAUAUAUAUAUUUUUUUGAAAUAUAUCCCAGAUCGAAUCUCUGUGAAUCGCGAUCAACGUUCACGUCAUAUCAGCGAAAUAACGAUAUACAUAUAUAUAUAUGUAUGUAUAAUUAUAACGAUGUUAUAAUCGUUAUCGUUUUGCUAUACGACAUAUAUAUCAUACGACAAUCGACGAUUUAUAAUUUUUAGGGAUCAUCGUAUUUUCUUUCGUUUUUUCUUUUUUUCUCACCAUUUUUUUUUUUUACAUAUACAUAUAUAUAUAUAUAGACGAAUUUACCAAUGGCGGAGAAACAUUUUUCUCUCCUACGUCUUAAUCUAUAGAGGAAGGAUCGUAUAAGUCUUUGCUCAAGCAAAAGGGCCGAUCUCUCUGCGCGAGUACUUGAAUGUAAAUUAUAAUUAUUAUUAUUACUAUUAUUAUUACUAUUAUUAUUACUAUUAUUAUUACUACUAUUAUUAUUCUCUUAAUUUAAUUUGGAGGAUGAAAUGGGUGUAUCGUCGAAAGAUUUCUGAACAUUUGCCGAUCGAUGAUAUAAACGCGACUUAUUAUUAUUAUUAUUAUUAUUACUAUUAUAACUUGAACAUUCCUUAGUCUUUCCGAGAUCGACUCGUUUGUCGUUUCUAUUAUACAAUUAUAUAUUAUAUAUUCGUAUUCUUAGCCUUAUUAUAAGUAGCAACGUUUUUUUUUUUUUUUUUUUCCAUCUUUCAACAUACAUGCGCACAGUAGAGACGAAAGAAUAAGAGAGAGGGAGAGAAAGAGAGGGAGAGAGAGAGAGGGAGAGACAGAGAGAGAGAGAGAAAUAUAUAUAUAUAUAUAUACAUACAUACAUACAUAUAUGCAAAGAAUGAGAAGAGAAAACGAAAGGACCCGUUUUGAGAGUGAGAUCGUUCUUUAAUCUAAACGCGGUCCAGUAUUUUUGAUAUCAGUAUUUAUGGAUGCUCGCAUCGACCUGCCUACGAACUAACCUAGGAUAUACUCGUUGUACCCAAUCUCACCCAAUUUUUUUCUCUUUUUUUUUUUCUUCUUCUUUUUCUUUUUCUUCGAUACCCCUUCCCCCGCGUUCGUUUAUCGAGGGCCCGCGAACGCGUGAACGUGAACGAAGGUUUUUCCUCCUCUCGACAAAAUUUCUCCCCCUCCCGACGAGAGGGAAGAAAGAGAGAUUGGAUUUUUAAAUAAGAAGGAGUUUUGCGUGCUGCUCGUUUGUUGCGUCGAGGGGCAAACAACAAUCGACCACCACGAUUCACCACGAUGUUCUUCUUUUUCUUGAUCGGCGCUACAUGUUCAAGGGAGGGGGAGGAGGGAGGGGAGGAGGAAAGGAAAGGGAAAAAUACCGUAAAAUACGUUUACUGAACGGAUUCUUUUCAUUUGUCUGCCUCGUGCCUUCCCUCGUCGAUUCUUGUUAUAUAUCUUGUUCCAAUUUCCGAGUUUGCAAAUGUGAAUACCGUCUUACAAAUGUCUAUGCGAGGAAGGACAACGCAAAUCGCCCAUCUCGAAUACUCGUUCCGCGAUAAUCCUCGAGGAAAAUCCUCUUUUAUCGAGAAAGAAAGAAAGAAAGAAAGAAAGAAAGAAAGAAAAAAGAAAAAAAGAUUUACCAGUCGGGCCACGAAUACCCAUUACGAUUAAUUAUCAACAAUUAAUGUUAUUAUUAACAUUAUUAUUAUUAUUAUUAAUAUUAUUAUUAUUAAUAUUAUUAUUAUUAUUAUUAUUAUUAUUAUUAUUAUUAAUAAAAAAAAAACAAUUUUUGUUGCGGGUUAUUUUCUAAAGAUUGUACUAUUUUUAUUCUUAUUUCUCCCUUCAUCAUCAUCAUCAUCACACCUUCACGUUUCUCUCUCUUCCCGUGAGCGAAAUUUUCAUUCGGCUGUCGUUCUCUGGUUCUUCUCACGAAAAACGGAAAAAAAAAAACCAAAAAAAAAAAAAAAAACCAAAAAAAAAAAAACAAAAAAAAAAAAGAAAAAAAGGGAAAGACAAAAACGAGAGAAAAAAAAGAAAGAGAAAAGAUUACACGAUCGCUGAGACGAGUUGAUCGCACCGAUUGAUCGAUCGAGUCAAAUCCGAUUGUUCGACCGAUGGACAAUUAAAUUUUGGGGCUAACCAAGAAUUUCUGUUUUCAGCGUAUUGGUACCGGCUACCCAUCAGUUUCGAGACCUAUCCCUGCGACACAUGCGGAAGGCAGUACAGGAGGGUGAUAUCGUUGCAACGGCACAAGAGGCUCGAGUGCGGGAAGGAGGCCCAAUUCGAGUGUGUCCUUUGCCACGCUAAAUUCAAGCAUAAGCACAGUUUGUUGAGGCAUUAUAACGUGCACGUGGCCGACGUGAAGAAAACUACCAAGCUGGAGCGCGAGGAGAGGUCGGCUUGACAGCCAGAGCCGGGGACUUCGAUGCGUGGAAAGAGAUGCCACGGCCGUUGACCACGCAGGUUCUCCGCGCCGGUUUUCGACACGGAACUUAUAAUCCCAUAAUUUCUUAUCCGACGUCUUAUCCCGCUUAGAAUCGAUUCUCGACCAUCUUUUUUUCUUUUUUCUUUUCUUUUCUUUUCUUUUUUUUUUCUCUCUCUCUUUUUUUUCCCGACCGAUUCGAUGUUCGCGUUUGCAUGCGUUUCCGUAUAUUUUUAUUGCGGCGAAAAGGGAUUGUUACGGUUGAGUCGGUAAAAAAAAAAAAAAAAAAAGAAAAAAAGAGAAAAGAUCGCGUCGAUCUGAACGAGCUGGUUUCGAGGGAGAAGAGACUGUCGAGUCGGACAGGCGAACGCUGUGAGAAACGAGUCGAGUCGAUUCGAUUCGAAGCUAGCGAUCUUCCAGUUUUGUCCGGUGUAUGGAGAAAAGAUCGAUACAAAUGAAAGUUUGUUUAUUUUUUUUUUUCAAUGGGAUAUUUUUCGGAAUGGUACGCUUUUCGAAAGCAAGUUUUUUCACAUUUUCGAAACGAUGUUUGAAAUUGCGUGUUUUCUUUUUUUUUUUUUUUUUUUUUUUUCUAUGAAAUUUAUAAAAUUUUUGAUUUGUUCCGUUAUCGCGGUGAAUGAGCGAUUGUAAUUCUUUUUUUUUUUUUUUUUUUCUUUUGGUGAUGGUUUCUCGAGAAACGAGUAUCGAUCUCGUUUUCUCCGAUUUUUCGACUUUUUUGACCUUUCUAUUGUCGAACGAUUUUUAUUUGUUUUACGUUUGUAACGUUAACGACAAUGAUGAUGACACGAAGAUGAAAGAAAAAAAAAUAUAUAUAUAUAUAUAUACAUGUGUACAAAAAUUUGUAACGGAAACGAAGACAAGAGCACAAGCGACGAUAAUCGUGUUGAGUGUGUACCUCUGAAAUGAAGUUUGAAAAAAAGUUCAAUAGUAUUCGUUUGUAUUAUAUUAUUAUACUACAAUAUAUUUCGUAUAUUGUUUAUUUUCUUUCUCGCGUACGUACAAUUUUUUUCAAUUCUAAACAAUUCGAUCGGAUUAUUGGGAUAAUUUUUCUCUCUGUUUCAGUUAAUUGAUUUGCGUAAUUCAUUUCUUUGUUACGAUGAAUAAAAUUUAUAUUUUCCAACGUACCACUUGUUUAUUACACGUGUGUUAUCAUUUUGCUUUGCAAUGUGUUACUAUUGAUUUCAUUUUUUCUUCAGCAAACUUGCCGAACAAAAUCGAUUUCCCUCAAAAAUCGAAAAACCGAGAGUGGUUCCUUUUAUUACGAAAGAAAAGGAAAGGAGAGGAAAGGAGAGGAGAGGAAAGGAAAAGAAAAAUGGAAUCAGAAUGCCAAAUAUCGAUAAACACUCGAACACUCUCUACAUCGUUUGUUUCCGUUUCAGGUUAUUGGCUGCUGUUCUAACAGAUAAGAACGCGAUCGAGGAAAUGGCACACGGUCGACCCAAGGACAAUCACGAGGGAAUCGUGCUCGAACAAGCGUUUCGAUAAAUCAUUGAAAUCGAAUCGUGCACAACUCGACUAACAAUCUCAACAUUCACGUGUUCUGCGCGAAACGAUGAAAUCCCAAGUGUUCUAUAACCAAAAAUUAUUUUGUAACGAAUUAGGGAAGAGGGCGAAAAAAGGAGGGAGAAAUUAGUAAUAAAUAAACGAAUGAAAAAUCGACUCAUUUUUAGAAAGCUAUCAACAUUCCAGAUCAAAUAUACCCUCGUUAAUUAAUAAUACCUGUAACCUUCUCUCUUCCUUGCAACUUUCCUCACUUCCAAAAUAAACUCUUGGAGAAUAAAUGGAAUCAUUUCCUUUUUUUUUUUUUUAUCGUUCAACAGAACGAAUGAUCCAAUAUUUUCAGGUAGAUAUCUCAUUGGCUCGUUCAAGAUUGUAUUAAAACGUUACGUCACGGUCGGCGCCAAGAACGAGCCAAGAAGCUGUCGAACGUCGAUUUGGGGAACAGUAGUACAUCCGUAUUCGAUUUUUCAGGUGGUGUGGCCCGGUUCGAUGGGAAGAACUCGCUAUGGUCCAAGUAGACGCCGAUGCCCGAAAUGCUUCAAAUGUUUUAAAUCCUCGAAAUCGUGCUGCGACCACCGAGGUGCGACACCGACAAGAAAUUUCGUUGCGCGUUCUGCGAUCUGUCGGUCACAUCAAAAGGGGAAGAACGUGCUCCGCCAUCUUGUCAUCUUGGCAGCAUCGAGAAGCUAGCCGGAAGAGACGCGUCAACUAAGACGUCACCGAACAGCUGAAAAAGUUGAAAAAGAAUAUCAUCGAAGAUAUUGUCGCGCUCGUCGAUCGUUCUUUCUCCCCUCUCCUCUCCCCCCUCAAAAAACGAAUGUACGACGUAAAUGUACAUAAUGCGAGAUAUAUAUAUAUAUAUAAACUUUGCGAGGAUUUUCGCAAGAAAAAGUGUGCGACGAAACGUGUUGUGUAAUUUGUAUUUGUUUUAUUAUAUCGAUCGAAUAGGAAAGAUCGUCUUCGAUUCGAACGACGGACAAUUUAUUCCUUCUUUUUAGAAAUAAAAGAGAAAAGAAAGAAGAAAGAAAGAAGGAAGGAAGGAAGGAAAGAGAUGAACGAGAGAUCUUCGAAACAAACAACUUCGAAAACAAGCGCAAAUUUUAUUCUUCGCUCGUUUGCCAACCGUUUUUGACCGGUUUUUGGUUGGUUAAUUAACACCCGUGUCGUCGAUAUUAUCGAUGGGACGAGGGAGAGCAAAGCGUUCGAGGAGAGCACCGAUCUGCCGGUUCAAGCGUGGAAGAUCCAGGAGCAGGGGCUGUUGCCGUUCGCCGAGCUCAAGAUACCGAAGGCGUGCAACUACGUCGGCAAGAAGCCGCCGGGACAGUUCGGGUGCAGCAGAUGCGGAAGAUCGUACAUGAGGAAGGACUCGCUGCAGAGACACGUCCACUGGGAGUGCGGGAAGGAGCCACAGUUUCAGUGCCCAUUCUGCCCUCAACGGUGCAAGCGGAAAGCCCAUUGGCUCCGACACAUACGCCGCCAACACUUGGACAAAAUCGGGGACAUGGAGGCAUACCUGCUCGCGUACACGCCGAAGCUCGAGAUAGAUUAAAAUGAGAGAAAGAAAGAAUCGUUUUCACGCUCGUUUUCACACAUUGUUCGUAUAUUCGUAUCGCGGCGAAAAUUUUUUUCUUAGAUCACCGAUCCUCGGGGACGAUCCGUUUUGACGAUCUUUGUCGAACUUUGUGCGAUUAUUUACUUUUUCUCUUUUUUUUCUCUCCCCCUCCCCCACCAUCAUCACUCUCACCUCCCUCUGCCACCUUUUUUCUUUUGGAAAUUUUGACGAAUUUGAUGCGUGGAACUGGUAAUAGUCGAGCUUUGCGUCGUUCAUUCCUUUCCCUCCUUUUAUUUUUAUUAUUAUUAUUAUUAUUAUUAUUAUUAUUAUUAUUAUUAUUAUUAUUGUGUAAAAAUGUUAAGAAACGAUGAGAAGAAAGGGCAGCUUCGACAGGGUUUUAUCAGUGAACCACCCAUCGAGUGAUUUUGAUCCGAGUCGUUUAGAGAUUAUUUUUAUUUGCAGAACUGAUCUAUUAUAUAGAAGUAUUGAAUGCGUUUAGUAUCGUGAUAUAUAUUUUUCCUGUGUUUUUUUUUUUAAUGAUUUUUUUAUUAUCAUAUAUAUAUUGAUAGAUAUACAUUGAUUGGAGAAGAAUUGUAUGAAUGAAAUUUCGGAUUUUAAUCUAAUCGGAUUGCAGGAAAUAAUAUGGAGCUAGCUUUGUAAUGGAAUUAAGCAAAGAUGUUUUUUUUUUUUUUUUUUUUUUUCCCUUCUUUUGAAAAGUGCGAAAUAAUCGUAAUCGUGAAUCUUGUACUUCGAAGCUUAAUAACACGACUGAUAAUUUAUUUACAAAUAUGUAACAUAGAAUUUAUUAGUUAAUUUCAUGCGCUUUAUUUUUUCUUUUUAUACGUUUUGCGAUCUCUUACUCUCCUUCCACAUACACGUACCGUCCUCCUCACCCCUCCCUUCUUUGCGACGAAAUUUCGAACAAUUGUACAUUUUUCUAAAGCGAGAAACAAAAACUCCGUCGAUCGUAUGUACAGUUGUACUCCAUCCAGUGCCUUAACGAGAUAGAUAUAAAUUCGUCGACCGAGACAAUAAAGUUUGCGAGUUUUCUAUAUAUAUAUAUAUAAAAAAAAAGAAAAAAAAAAAAAAGAAGAAGAAGAAGAAAAAGAAGAAGAAAAAGAAGAAGAGGAAGAAGAAGAGGAAGAAAAAGAAGAAAAAAGGAAACAAAAAAAGAACAAUGAUGAGCGGAAACAAAAAAAGUACACGCAUACAUAUACACACACACACACACACAUACAUACAUACAUAUGCAAGAAGGAAUUAGCCUUAAAAAAAAAAAAAGAACAAAAAACUUGAUUUAGAUCGUAAAACGAUAAGUAAGACUAUUUUCUAUGUUAAGCGUGUUAGGAGGAUAAACGACGAAUAGGUUCGUGUGCGAACUUUUCACUUAAGACUGAUUCGUAUUUAAAAAAAAAAAAAUAACGCGAUAAAUCUACGAUUCGCAUUCAAUGUUGCAUUAUGAUUUUGCGACUAGUAUUAACGUUCUAACUAAGCGAGUCCAAAUCGUAUUUCGUACGUUUGAUUAAAUAAAUGUGUCGUAAAGACGAAAAUCAGUAUCAGAACGUCACCCAAAUAUACAUAUAUAUAUAUCUAAUACCUUGCCAUUACGCGUUGAUUUUUACAAUUCUUUUUUUAUUUUUUUUAUGUAUAUAUAUAUAUCCAUUCACGAUCGAGUAUCGCCGCAAAAUUGAUCCUUCCGUAAAUAGUAAAUUAAUCCGUUCGUAAAUUAUAUUUCAACUUGACGAAAUAUCAACGGUUUCAAGCGUAUUCACGUUACACACCUGAUAAUUUUUUUUUUUUUUUUUUAACAGCGAAAAAAAUAUUUCUCAACGAUGUUUGCCAGACUCUGUACUUUCCUUUUUUCGCAUUGUGCCCACACAUAUAUAUAUAUGAAGAUAUAUAUGUAUAUCUUCUCGCUCUCUCGUUUUCUCCUAUCUCUUUCUCUUUAAUCGUUCUCUCUUUCCUUCUUUCCAAUUUUCUCUUUCUCUCUCUCUUUCUCUUUCUCUUUCUUUCUUUCUUUCUUUUCUUUCUCUCUUUGUCUCUUUGACUCUCUUCGUUUCCUUCCAUCUCUGAAUCAUUUUUUUUUUCUAUGAUGAUCAGAAAUUAUAUUGUACAUUGUUGUAGAAAGUAAACGAUCGCAUCGGUGUACCCGUGUUUCAUCCAAUUGUGGGGGAAAAUAGAGCCGGAAGUCGGAAUCGGAUGACGAGGAGAAAGAAAAGAAUAGAAGAGAAAAAAAGAAAAGAGAGAGAAAGAAAAAUGAAAAUUUCUCCGCUGUAUUUAAUCCCCACGGUUCGGACGGAAAUACCACCGGCCAUCGUUGCGAUCCCCUCCCCUUUUUCUUCGUUUUUUUUUUCGGACGCGUUUCCACAUUGCAAUUGCAUCUCUCUCUCUAUUGAAUUUUUUUUUUGACCUCUCUCUUCUCUCCUUCUCUCGUCGAUAUAUUAGGGGAGUAGCAUGUGCACUAACUCUUCUCUCGAAAACUUGUACAUAGAAACACGUCUUUUUUAUCGCUUGUGCGUCGAAAGGAACAGACACCGCCAUGUGGAAGAGAGAGAGAGAGAAAAAAAGAAAAGUGUGGAUCACGGAUGGAACACACGAUACGAUUGUGUUAUUUUUUUCUCUCUCUCUUCUUUCCUUUUUUUCUAUUUUUCUUUUUUUCUUUUCUCAAAAAUAAAUCGAAGGAAUAGGAAUAAUAUAUAUAUAUGUAUAUAUAUGUAUGUGUAUAUAUAUAUAUACACAUAUAUAUUUAUAUAUAUAUAAUUCUGUUUCUUUCGUCACGCACAAAUACCGCUCCUUCUUCGUAUGCGAAAUUCAUAGCUAGCUGCUUGGGGCUCGAACGUAGGGAUACGAGACAAACGUGCAUUAUUAUUCUCUCUUCCCUUGACAAUAUAUAAUAUAAUCCAAUACGAUCCAUUUCGAUCGCGUGGAGUGGUGGUCGAGCUCGAGAACGAAUCGUGUACCGAUCGAAACAACCGAAAUAAUACUAUAUACCGAUCGGGCCGAACGAUUCCUUCACGAAUCUUCGUCGAACAAAACGCGAUCGCUUUUCAGGAAACCGGCGAAAAUGAUCUUUCGCUUCGAACAGCUGGUAAUUUUCUCUUUUCGAAUUUUUGCCAGAUAAAGGAAAAGAGGAAAAAAAAAAAAAUAAAAAAAAAGAGAUCAGAGAAAUGCAAAAGAAGAGAAAGAGAAAAGAUACGAUUUUUCCUUUAUCCUAUAUUUAUUAUAUAAUGUGUAUAUACAUAUAUAUAUAGAUAUAUAUAUAUGUAUAUACACAUAUAUAUGUAUAUACAAAUAUACAUAUAUCGCUGUUCGCCAGCCGAAGACCGCUUUCGCACGCGCUUAGGCACAGUAGAGCCUAAGAUCAAGUUCGAAACGAUCGCGUUUCUCGAUCGGCUUUGUGUCGAUGGCCAGCGUUUAAGCUUAACAACCGCAAGAGUCGCGCAUUGCGAUUGAUAUAUACCGACAAACAGUAACGGAGAGGCCGAUCGACGCUCGGUCGAUCCAUCUCCGUGAGAACGGACGAACACGCACGAGCGAGCGAAUGAAAAUCGAACGAUCGCAUCCCAGGAUUAUAUAUAUAUAUAUAUACACACAAAGAGAGAGAAAAAAAAAUAAAGAAAAAAAAAAGACCGUCCAACUAUCGACUCACGGUCCCAAGUGAACAGCAUAAACUAAUAAAGUCGUGAAUCAUGUGUUCCAGCCGAAGACCUAAGCAUCACCGGGCUAAAGUGGGCGGCUGCCUGGCAAAGAUGGAGCGUUCCUUCGAUCAUGUGGCGGUCGGGCGGCGGAUUGGGCAAAGGGCUCGGUUCCAGCUCCUCGAAUCCCGAGGGUUUCAAUUGUCCGGCGUGCGGAAGGGUGUACAAGCUGAAGAGUAGCCUGAGAAAUCAUCAGAAGUGGGAGUGCGGGAAGGAGCCCCAAUUCCAAUGCCCUCACUGUGUGUACAGGGCGAAGCAGAAGAUGCACAUCGCGCGGCAUAUGGAACGGAUGCACAAAGAGAAGAUAUACAAGCAGGAGCUCGUUUAACGAGGAGGCUUGGUGAACGCGGAGAGUGACCGUCGACGUCGUCGCCCGGGCGCGAAAGAGGGGCCGAAUCGAUACGAUCCACCCACGUUGCGUUUUUUUUUCUAAUCGACCAUGUGCAUUUAUCCCGUCUUCUUUCGCGCUUGGUUGACGUUCCAACAACGAUCGUAGAGACAGGGAAGGGGGGGGAGAGAAAGAGAGAGAAAGAGAUAGAACACUUAUAUACACACUCACGUACACGUAGAGACACGACAUACAAUGGGAGAGAGAGAGAGAAUGCGAGGUAGAGUGAUAGAAUACGGUAGAAAAGAGGCAGAGAAGAAGAUGCGUGUAGAAACGAUCGAGGAACGACGAAGAAUGGACGACGAGAAAGAAAAAAGAAGAAAUGGAACGAGGCUAAAUUCGGCAAGGAUCCAGAACGAACGAACGAUCGAGAGCGGUGAGACCGAAAGACGACGCGGCUAGUUGAAUUAUCGCGGCAACUCCGCGAUAUCCUCCGACAUAUAUCACUCGGUUAUUUACUGCCGAUCCUCCUUAUCUCGAUUUUCGAUUCUAUUUUUUUUAACGUUUUCUAAGGUUUAUUAUUAUUAAUUAUUAUUAAUUGAUUAAUAUUGAUUAAUCGAUCGACUAAUGUUAUUAUAAUUUUUAUUUUUUUUUUCGCGUAACGAGAUGCACCGCGAAUAAACGAGAGACCGCGUCAAUCUCCCGCUCGGGGCGCUGCCUUCGCAAGGCAAUCGUCGUCCACUUGAAUCCACCGUGAGAAAAUGUUAGAACGUUUCUCCUCGAUCGAGGCGAUUGUACGCAACGCUCUUUUCGCGUUACGGUGUUCGUAUUCGUUCGAAUACAACACCGAAAAGCGAAUCGAGAUUUCCUACGAUCGACCGUCGAUCAACGAAAUAAUUCAUCGUAUCGUGUAUAAAUCGAAUCGUUGGAGACACUGUAUCCCGAUGAAUCAGCCGACUUUUAUCUAUCUCGAUAAGACGAAUGACGUAUAUAUUUAAUUAAUUUAAAUUUACCAACACAAAUCUCUAUUCGAUCGAUCGUCAGGCACUACAGUGUUUUCACCGAUCACCGUACACAAUUCCAACGCGUGUUUCCAUGGAUCCUAGAAGCUAGCCAAUACGGUUUCGGAGAAAGAAUCGAGGCGAACAAGAAUCACGAUAUCCUUUCGAAGUUUUAGAGUCGUCCGCUAGAGAACAGCCCGCCCCGAGUCGGAUUAAGACCGUCCGGUAAACCGGAGCUCUUCCAUAGCAACCAUUCUGGUCACACUGGUUCCAUAUUUUUAAACGGGCUAUGCCGUGCGCGUGUGGCUCACCGGGGACGCAAAAAGAGAAAAAGAGAAAGAGAGAAAGAAAAAAAGAAUACAAAAAAAAAAAGAAAAAAGGGAAAAAAAUGAAAAAGAGAAAAGAGAAAACUCCACUUUCGAAAUUUCACAUCACGAAUUUUUUUUUCUUUAAAACUCAUUCGGUAUCGCGGUAUCGAACUGAUUCUCGUGCUUCCUGUAUCAAAGGUUAGGAUUCAAACACGGAUACACCAAACUUGUUCUUUAAGCGCUAAGUUCACUCGAAUCGAGAGAAGAUUACAUUUCGUCGCGUUCAACGAAUCGCAUAAAAACUCACACACUACACGAUACGCGACGUUCCCAUUUUACACGCGGUCCGCGAAUGGGUUGGACACCCAUUGUCAUUUCCGACUCGCCUUUUCGAGAAAGGCAGCCAUUUUACGAUAUCCCUUCGUCGCUGCUGCCGCCAAGCGGUCAACUAGAGAGGGUACAGUAUUAAGCACCGAUUCGGUAUCAUUUGUAAGACCGAAUCGUCUUUUGCUUCUCACUAAUGCUUCCUUCCAUACGCAGAACUCUAAAGGAACACACGCACACACACACAUACACAUAAACACACACACACACACACAUCCAUGAUAUAUAAUUACGAACAUACAUACGUAUACAUGUAGACAUAUACACGCAAUCCCAUAAGACUAAUCGAGAGCGCUCAUGCGCGCUAUACAGGCGUACACACACUAAUUAGACAUAUAUUUUUUUAAGUUCAGCGGGAUAUUCCUAUAGCAUUGUGAUCGUCAGACUGCCAGAUACACGAACCUAGUAGAUUCCUAUACGAUGCAUUUAAGUAUAUACAUAUAUUUAUAUUAUAUAACGCGUAAUAAUUAUUGCUUUUUAAUUAAGUGAUUGCUCGAGUUAAGAUCAUCCUCGUACGAUAUUUUUUUAAUGCACUGCCGAUAAGCCUAGAAGCACGUCAACCGGCUCGAUACAACGAUCCUUCAAAGUGUCGCGGAACCAAAAUGGCCGAGCGCGGGAAUAUAAAAUGACGGUUCGCUUUCCGUCCUUCCCCAUCGUCCAGCCUUUCGUACAAAGUUCUUCCACAUUAUAGAUACCGUAAUCGCGAUUUUUUUUUUUUCUUUCAUCAAUCGUAUAUACUACUUUCUCACUUUUGUCGUUAUUGUUCUUCGAGCAGUUGAUUCGUUCGAUUUAUUCUCAGCCACAAAUAGCGUUCGGUACCUGAAUCUCAACUUCGAAAUAAAUUCGAAGGAUUAUUCGAAUUUGAGUCGUUUCGAACGUGAUUAAAACUUGCAACUUUUAAAAAUAUUGAUAAAUAUUUAUUAUUGAAUUUUGACAGAUCUCGAAUGUUUGAAUUUACAAAGUUCUUGUCCAAUUUUAUGACGUAUAUAUUCACUCCGAAUCAUUCACGAUCGUUCGAAUUCCAGAUACUCCGAUAUUUCUCUCAAGUAAUAGUUUAAUUACGAUCAGAAUUUGAAAAUCUAUAAAUCCUAUCGAGAUUCAACAUUCAAGACCUUCAAAGGAUUCAACGAUAUUGAAAAAAGGUAGAGUUGCAUUCGAAACGAUGCAAAUUCGUUGCCAUCUAUAUCCGCAACAGAUUCGAAGUUUUCCAAUAUCGCGGAGUAGGAUGAUGGUGGAUCAAAGAUCCGUGCUCGGCAAAAAAAAAAAGAAAAAAAAAAAGAAAUACCUGGCAUCGAGUCCCGUAUUCCUACGCCAAAUGCGCGCGUCACGGCUGCCCGACUUUCCAUACUGUAGACAAUAUUUAUGAGACAAGCUAAACUAAACUAAACUAUAUUAUGCUAUACUAUACUAUACAAUACUAUACUAUACUCGUAAUUCAUAUUAUACAGUGUAAGUAAGCGCAACGUCUGACGCGAACGAGAAAGCGGUAGGUUUAAUUCUAUAAUAUUAUUAUAAUUAUUUUUUUUUUUUUUUUUUUCUGUCGUUGACUGCAUUCUCUCCGCGUUUUCCUAGGACGAGUUCUCGAUCGUAUCAUAGCUCGCGCACACCAUCCUUCUCGGUCACGAAGAGUCGAUUCUCGUAUCGAGAACAUAUACAUACACAUAAACAUAUAUGCACACAUUUGUGUAUACAUUUUACAACAAUCUUAAUCCGAUUGACAAUAGCCCCGACAAUAGCGCUUUAAAGGGAGAGAAUCGUCUAGAUCGACGUUCGAAAACGAUCCCUUCGACCGCUUUCGAAUAAAGCGAAACGAAGCAGGCCAGGAUCGACCGUUUCUCCACACGAGUGCAAUAACUAGCCAUUCUCCAUUAUAUCCUUUCGACCCGUACAUAGUUUUUUUUCCUCUCACUUUGCCCGGUCACAUUUCUCUGUUUACGUUAUUCGAUCGGUCGAGAACUCGUUCGUAGACGCGUGUAAUCGUGCAUUGAGCGAACAAACGAGCGAGAAACGACGAGGACAACGAGAAAGAGAGAGAAAGGAUGAUGAUCAGGGAGAGGAAUUGAGGGAGGACGGAGACGAAGAUGCUCGCGCUCGCGUGGAGCGUGAGCGAGCGUAAGAACAUUUUUUUUGACGAAAUAGAAUCGAGAAAGAAUUAUCCAAAUGAUACACCAGGAGUGUAGUGUAAGGGCUUGGAGAUGUAGAUGUAGUUACUGCGACGACGGCGGGAAGACGGUAAAGAAAAAUAGCGUUAACGAUUAAAAAAAAAAAAAAAAAUAUGGAUCGUCUCUGAUGCAUAGUUACUGAAUAAUAUUAAUCGAUAAUAUACUACUGCCUCGCGAGGCCUUGAUGCGUGACGGCGGUCGAGAAAGAAAGAGAGAGAGAGAGAGAGAGAGGGAGAGAAAGAGAAAAAAGGGAAAAAAAAGCAAAGAAAGAAAGAAAGAGAAGAAAAUUUAAUAAAAAUCGAACGAGAUCAGAGCUGGUAUCAAAAAAAAAAAAGGAAAAAAAAACGUUCGCGGGAAUAAUUAUUAUUAUUAUUAUUAUUAUUGUUAGGGGAUGAAAUGCUUGAAAAUCAUAUUAAGAGCGGUGAUUUCGAAGGUCGACGAGCCACGACCGACCGCCGUCAUCGACGGAGAUUACUAGAUUAUUAGGCACGUAAGAAGUACUAUUAGGUAGAUUACGUAGGAUUUAAUGACUCCUUUCUUUUUUUUUUUUUUUUUAUAAAUAUAUAUAUAAAUAUAUAAAUAUUAUAUAUAUUAUCUAAGCAGAGAAGAAAAGAAACGAGAAGAGACGCCUUAGCGUUCUCCUUUAGCGCGAGAAUCUGUGCUCGGCCAAGCCGGAGAUAAUUAAUAAUUAAAAGAGAUAAAUGGAGUGAUGAUGUUUCUCGGAGAGAAUACGCGUUUAUAUUGGGCGAUAUUUUGAUCGAUAUGAUUGAUCGAUCUCAAGACAUCGAAUUUAUAUCAUUGGAAUUAGAAUUUCUUUUUUUUCUUGUUCCUUGUUAUGUGAUCUUCAAUUGAGAAAAAAUGAUCUUUCGAAAAGUGAAAUAUUUUUGAAAUAGAUAAAUAUUUUCCAAGAAAAUGCGGAAACAAGAGUUAACUUCUUGAAGGAUGAUUUUAUUGAGAUUAUUAUUUUUAUAUAUAUAUAUAUAUAUAUAUGUAUAUUUUAUAUAUAUAUAUAUAUAUAUAUAUAUAUAUAUCUUUUAAUAAAUUUAAUUUCUUUAUUAAAGAAUUAAAGAAAUUAAAGAAUUGUUACUUAUCUUAUAGCAAUAUUUAAUAAUAAUAGAGACAACGUUGUACUUGUAUCUUUAUUUAAAUUAUGAAAAGUAUACUUAUAUCCUUCAAGAAUAGAUAAAACUAUUGGUCGACAAAUUGGUCACAAUUGUUCAACGAAAAAAGAAAAAUACUGUAAUUUUGAAUUUCGGAGCUCGAUCGAUUCGAUUAACCGAUCAAAGGAUGCCCAAUGGAAACGCGCCAUUAACUGAGCAAAACGAGUGGAAACAGAGAGCGAAAGAGAGUGUAUGCGUCUGCGUGAAAGGGUAAUUUCGAGUGGAGGAAACGUUCGAAAGAGGUCGUGUUAGGUAGUCGUGAUAAGGGGGAAAAAAAAGAAAAAAAAAAGAGAAAAAAAGAAGAAACGAAAAGAAAAGGCGAUAAACGAAAAUCGUUGAGCGGAUUACACGAUCCGGAAUCGACUUCGUCGAGAUCCAUUCGCAAGGAUAUAUCAAGCUUUCGUGCUUUCUUUCUUUAAUUUGUCCAAUCUUUUUGACAGCAGUCGAUCAUUCAAUAUUUAUCGAAAGUUUUUCUUCUUCCCUCGUCAAUCGAGAACUCAGUUCAUCGAUUGUUUCUUCAAUUGCGAUUGGCUAUUCGUUCCCAAUCUGUUCUCUUCUUGGUUAAAGUGUCUCAUCUCACGUGUUAUUUUUUAAACACGUAUGCAAAGUUAGUUGAAGAAAGGAAAGUUCACAAAGAGAUAAUUUCUUUUAGAGGAAUAAAUUAGAUUUGAUAUUCUGAUUCUUAAAAAACGCACACAACUUUUUAAUCUUAGUUUAAAAGUCAAAGGAUAUACAUGGAAGUGAUGAUAUUUUAAAAUGUAUCUUUUAAAAAUAAAAGUUCAGGACAUUUUAAUCAAAGAGGUCUGAGGAUUGAACGCAAACUUGAGGAUACUUUUACGGAUUAAAAUUCGUCUUCGUAAAUUAGGGAAUAAUUUCUUCAGAGGUUAAAAUUCCGAUUACCUCUAUCUUACAUUUUCUUAUCGAUUUUUCCUUUGUAUCACUCGCUUAUAUUAUUCCAUUCUAAUUUCUAGAUCUUCGAUUGUGUAAUAUAAAUCCGAAAGCUCUCGCUUAGCUUUUUCUCAGAAAGUUAACCGAUCGAUCAAGCUCAACGACGAUGGCGAGAUAAUCUGAUGGGACGUGUGAAAAAAAAGAAGAAAUGAAUAAAACGGCAUACAUAAAAUUUUGUACAAUUGUAAAAUUGUAGGUAACAACAUGUGCCUUUCGUAGCGUUCGACGAGAGAAAGAAACGCGAAUAUAAACAUAUUCUUGCGAAUAUUGAAGAAAAAAAAAAAAAGAAAAGAAAAGAAAAAAAAAUGAAUUUAUCGGGCGCAACUUUCUUCCGCGAUUGAAAUUUAUGCAGGGAUCGUUUUGCUUGAUUGCUGAAAACGUUGAUAUUUUUUUUAACUGACGUAUAAGAGAAGGAGAAAUAAGGUUAGGAAACGGGACGAUGAAGGGAACAAAGGUGGAAAGAGAAAAGAGAAAAAAAAUUAGGAACGAUGGAUGUCGUUCGAGAAAAUUCCGGGGAUUGCCGUCGGUUUCGAAAAAUGUAAGAGAAAGGAAAAAAGAAAAAAAAUUUAAAAAAGUAUAUAUGUAUAUGUAUAUAUAUAUAUAUUUAUAUAUAUUUAUAUAUAUAUACAUACAUACAUAUGUAAAGAAAUCGCGAUUAGAAAGAGGGGAAAGAAGAGCUAUAGAAUUUUUUAGGUAAAUAAAAAAGAGACAUUACACAGAGACAUUGUACACGAAAACAAAAUGUGCAUGAACAACACACACGUAUACACAAACACGAGAAGUUUUUCGUAAAGAAAAAAAAAAAAAAAAAGAAAAAUUGGAUUAGGUUCUUUACGAGCGUGUAAUCCCUCGUGCUAAUUAUUACCGCUUUUAAUCAGGUUUAACUCGAAUCUUUACGCAUUGUAAUUGGGCUUAUUGUAAUAUGUUUACUUACUUUUUUUUUAUCUUUCUUUUUAUAAUUAAGUAAUUUUUUUUCCAUUACGAAUAUUGGCUAAUCGCGUCGAGCAAAGGUAGAUUUCCUUGAAUUUUUCUUUAUUUUGGGUGUCGGUUUGGGAUUGGGAAUGCUCUAACCGAAGAUAAAUUUAAAAAUAAUUUUAAAAAGUAAUAAUAAUAAUAAUAAUGAUAAUAAUGCUAUCAUGUAAUGCAUUGCAAUUAUCGAGAUGGCAUUUUUUUAAAAGGAACGGCGACGAAGCAGAUAUAUAUAUAUAUAUAUAUAAGUUCUUCUUUUUUUUUUUUAAUUUAUUUGGCCUUUUUGACCCGGCAAAGAUUUUGUGAUCGUCAAUGUUUCGGAAAAUGUUAAGCAAGUGGAAGAAAGUACAGUCACUUAAAAGAAUCUUUGUUAAUUUUUUUUAUCAAAAAAAUUGUUUUUUGAAUUAAUUCUUAUCGAAACGUUUUCGCUUUUAAUAAAUUUUCACAACCGUGAAGCUUUGGGAUCUUUGUAUAAGAAAAAAACGAUUAGAAUAAAACGUUAAGAAUAAUAUUAAUUCUUAGUUUUUCAAAUCGCAAUCAGUAAAAAACAAAAAAAAAAUAAUAAUAAUGAUUCAAUAACAAAUUAUCAUAAUUUGGAAAAUUGACCAAAAUAAUAUCCAACUUAUUAGAAUUUCAUAUGAAUGAAAAUAUCAAUAAAUUAAUAAUACAUUGAUUCGAAGGAAGAUUUUAUUAAGUGACUAUAUGAGGAUAGAGUACGAUUGUUUAAAAAGUAAAUGGCUCGGUUUAUCAAUAAUUGUUGAAAUUUGAAAGUAUUUUUAUAUUAUAUCGAGGAUAUAAGAGAUUCGGUAUCGUUAUAUAGGGAAGACAGAGAAAAAGAUAUUUUGAUAUUUUUCAUUUUGUAUUUCACAUUUUGGCAUUGAAAUGCAUCUAGAGCGGAGGACAGAUUCUAGUGUUUUUACCACGGAUCAUCAUCGGUAAUUUUCGACUCGUCCGGGGGAAUUUCGAUAAUAAUUACGUAGCUCGCGAUUAGAUCGCGAUUUACGCGCCCAGUGUGAUACUUCUAACGACGAACGUUUAACGUUUUAAGGUCCGACGAGAAACUUCACUUGCCUGCUUUGAAUUUAAUUCCCUUAUGAAAUUUCCUUAGUACGAUCGAAGAGUUAUUAUUAGGAUUUAUAUAUUUUUUUCUUUUUUUUUUCUUUUGUUUUUUUUUGAGAAAAAUAUAUUCUAUUUAUUAAGAAGAUAGUUUUAACGCGAUUAAAAGAUUUUUCGAUUAUUCGAAAUUUGUAUUAAUAACAUAGGGAGAAAGAGGAGAAGGAAAAAGAUAUUAUAUAUAUUUUAUAAACCUUUAUCAUUUUUAGUACUAAAUGAGUAAAAAUGAGUGUGGUUUCUCAAACGGCCGGAUUAUUUUCUUUUAUUUCGCGGCACUUGUCGGAAGGAAGAAGCUUAUAUAACGUAUGAUUAGAAACGGUCCCGGCGAACGUAGUAGUAGCAUGGGAAAUUGAAUUCGUGUGUAAUAAAGUAGGACGAUAUGACGUAGGGCGAUUCGCGAAAAGCGGGACAAAUAAAUGCCAUCCAGGAAUUUAGAAAGUACAGCGCUUUAUUUUUUGUAUGAUAUAUAUAUUAUAUUUCUAUUCUAUUAUACCUUGGACAAAGGAAAAAGAAAAAGAAAUUUCCGAAAGAUAUAAGAUUUUCGAUUGCAAAGCAAUUUCGCUUUUUUAAGAUGGUUAGAACCGAGACACGUAGGGAAGUGAAACGCGUAAACGUGAAAGUGCGAGCGAAUUAAUCGAAUGAGUAGACAGUAGACAGAUAGAUUAGGUUAGAAACGAAAAGAGAGAUUGAGAGGAAGAGAGUGAGAAAGGGGUGUAUGCGCGUGUAUUUGUCCUGUGCGUAUGUGUGCGUGUAUGUGCGUGAAUGAAAGGGGAAGAAAAGAGAGAAGAAGAAAAGCAAGAAGGAGCGAGAGAGAGAGAGAGAGAGAGAAAGAGAAAGGGAGAGAAAGAGAGAGAGAGAGAGAGAGAAAGCCCACGAAAUUUGCCUUUUCGAUCUGGCGACGCCCCGUUGAAAACUUUUUAACUUUCGUUUCCACUUGGGCGAAAUACAUAUAUUAUAUAUAUAUAAUAUUAUAUAUUAUAUAUUACAUGUGUAUACAUAUAUAUAUUAUAUAUAUAAAUAUAUCUGUCUAAAUUCGUGUGAACAUUCUUCGGCCGUACUAGUUUCGACGAAUCGGUUGCUCUUGUUACGCGUGACGCGUAUCAAUUUACCAAUAUACUGUGCACGAUAAAGUGCGAGAGAGAAGGAUAUAGGAUAAGAUCGAUAAGAGAAGGAAGGUAUUGAUGACAGAACGAGGUAUCGCGUUCUAUCGUGUAUAGUAAAGAAGUAAGAAUGAUAAAAGAUAUUACUCAUUUAGAUUACUCGUUUUUUUUAGCGAAGACAAGAAGGCUAAAAAAAGGCUAUAAAAGGUCGGUAAAAAAGAAACGAUUUUCAAUCGUGUCUCCAAAAAGAUGCGUUUAUAUAUGUUAAGAAAAUUUAAAAAAAAAGGAAAAUUAUUAUAGAGAAAGAAAUACUUAUGGACAGGCAACGUCGAAAAACUUGCGCACACUCGGAACACUCGGGUCGAAAGAGAAACGAGCCGAGAACGAAAACGCUUAGAUGGCGCUUUCUGUGUAACAGAAUCGCUAGAGGACGCGUUUGAAUUCUCUUCUAAAAAUGAGAUCGCAUCGCGAUAUUGUACCUUAAAUCGUUAAUUACCCGGUGUUUUCCGAGUCUAAUCUCGAAUGCUCCCAAAAAGAAAAAAAAGGAAAAAAAAAAUAAUAAUAAUAUUAUAUUUGGCUCUCGACUCGAGUUAAUAUACUUAUAAUAUAAUAUAAUAUGUAGAUAUAGCCUAUAUACAUAUAUAUAUAUACAUAUAUAUACAUAUAUAUAUAUAUGUAUAUAUAUAUAUUGCGAUAGAACGCGAACAUGAUAAAUAAGCGGGGGCGAACAACGCGUUUACUGUCGGAAGGGAAACAAAGAGAGGGGGAUGGUACACUAUCAUCCCUCUUAACCCGAGAUAAAUCGUACUAGAAUGUAUUUAACAAAUGUCGUACUAUCAAUCAAUCGUACUAAUAAGCAAAAAAUUUUGAACAAGCAGUCAGGUACUGCGAAACGCACUUCGUUCACGUUACACUCGUCGUUCAGGAAACGUUUAUCGAGUUCUUUUUUUUUCUUUUUUUUUAUAAUUUUUUAUUUUUUAUUUUUAUUUUUUUUUAUUUUUUUUUUAUUUUUUUUCUUUUUACGAAAAUCACUAUUUCUUUCUUGGCGUGGACCACACACGAUCUUGUGUGAUAGAAAUGAUAAGAAAAAGAAAAAUUAGCCGACAGUUUUCCCAGAUAUUUUUUUUUUUUGCGCAACGUGUGUUCGCGAAAAAAAAACUCGUCUAAGAAAGAAAAAAGAUGCUGGAGGGAACGAAAAGAGAGAAUAAGAGAAAGAGAGAAAAAGAGGGCGUAACGAGAGCGAAGCGUCACGAAAAGCGUCACGAGACAAGAUAAUACCGAGAGAAGUAUAGCUUUUGAACCGAGAGAGCCUUGUGUUAAGUGCCUUCAAGUAAAACACUUAGAUUUUAGAAUAGACGAAGGAGAGGGGAAAAAAAAAAAGAAAAAAGAAAAAAAAAGAAAAAGAAAAAAAGAAAUCAAGAGGCGCUGGGCGCAUCCAGCUGUGAACGAAUUUCUACGGUAUUAUCGGCCGAGUGUCACCGUACAGAGAGAAACUUAAUCGCCGUUUAAUCUCGAUGGAUCUUCCUCCUUCAUCCUAUCCUUUCUGCUUUCGAAGAAAGUAAGCACGAUAAUUCAAACGAUUAUUAAAUUGUCGCUGGAUAUUUGAUUUUUCGCGAAUAAAGGACAGAGGAAGGAGGAAGUUAUCCAGCGGAAAUUAAAGCGAUCUAUCAAUUUACGAUGGUGACACUCGCCGAACAUCUUGAGACCAGUGAUAUUUUUUUAGAAAUUAUUUAUUUACGCCGAAGAAAAAACAGAAUUUAAAUCUCGAUCACUCGCCUUUAUACUGCCAAUGUAUCCGCUAAGACGUACUCAUCUUCGUUGUCGAUCCAUAUUAUAUACAUAGUGACUCCACCAUCCCCUGCGCGUUUACAUACAUACAUACAUACAUUUUGUUCCUUUUUAUCCACGAUUUUCCUAAAACACCAACUGCAAUGUGAUUCCCGAUAUGUGUUUUUUUUUUUUUUUUUUUUUUUUUUUUUUCAUUUUACUUCGAUUUCUAUUUAUUUCUUAUACGUUUCUCCUUGUUCUUUUGUUUUUUUUUCCCCCGUCCCCAUCCAUCUACCCCACCCUAGCCCCUUUUGUAUCACCUAUUAUAUUUGUUUUCUUUUUUUUUUUUUUUUUUUUUUUUAUAGUAACGAGUGUCACCGAUACUCGCGUUCCUUUACAAUGACUACUUUUUUUUUUUUUUUCGUUCGUUCGCGUUUAAUUAAAACAGUACAAUUAUCUCUAACGAAUAAAAUAGCGAAUUUACCGCGCGUGGCACGAGGCCGCGACGAAAACGAAUCGAGAUCGAGAUAUCCCUUGGCCACGGUAACUUGUUCCACUUCCGGGACAAUUUCUUCCGGUGCGCGACAUUGACGCGAGAGUGAUCUUGAUUCCACGAAUUACGUCCAUCGAUAAUCCAUCGAAACGAAAAAAAAAAAAAAAAAAACUGUCCAAUACUGGAAUACAAAAGUAUUAUUAUAUCGCGGAGUCUCGAAUUAAAUUUCACUGUUUGGCGCUACCAAGGGAAUCUCGCGCUCGAUCUUAACUACGAUAUUCUUAUAAUUAGUACAAGCACCGCUGCUGAAUUGUAUGAGGAGGAAGAGAAAGAGUAUGCGUACGUGUGUGUGCCUUUACGUGUGCAGAGACAGAAUGAGAGAGAGAGAGAGAAAGAGAGUGAGAGAAACAGAGAGCAAGAGAGAGAGAGAGAGAGAGCGAGUGAAAGUAAGCGAUUUAAUAUCAGAGAGAAAGGGACGAGAGACGAGAGAAGAAGGAGUAAAAGUAGGAGAAAGUGUAGGUAUGCGUGUAUAUCGUGUGUGUAUGCGAGAGAGAAAGAACAGAGAGCACGUAAAAAAAAUAAAAGAAAAGAAAAAAAAAAGAGUAACGCAACUACAACUUCCGCUCAGCGCCUCGAACGCAAAACAUAUUUGUAAUCGUAAUUUCUUUGUCGCCAUGUAUUUGCCAACGAACGAUGAUUUAUUAUUACAUUUUUGUCUCCAUUUUAUAUUAAUAUUAUUUAGAGAGCAAUAAUUAUUAACGAUUACGCUAUGAUGAUAACGAUAUUCUUUCUUUCUAGAUAAUUUUUUUUUGCUUGUUCUCUUGCGACGAAUCCACACAUGCAUGUAACGAAAGUAAAACGCACGCCGACGCACCCGUUUCCGAGGGGUGGCGCGGCACACGAGCAAUCGAAUUGUGCGCUCGAUUAUCGAGAUCGAAGAAAGAUCGAUCGCGGACAACGUGGCAAAUCCCUUGCCACGGGAAAGCGGGAAAAAUCGGUUUAAAUUAAGCGAUUCGUCGUAGCGACCGGUUUUUCGUGUUUUCACCAGCCGCGAAGAAGAAGCGUCGCUUGCUUGUGAAAUUUUUAUAGAACGAUCGGUCGGCCGAUUGGGCGGAAUCGCGUGAGAACGGCGCGCCAUCUUGUUUCGCCGCCAAAUUCGAAUCGCGUAAUAAAUUCGGCGCGUAUCGUACGCGAUCCAGUGAAAGUAAAAAUGGUGAAUUCGCGCGAUUCCAUCCAGCUGGCCGAUCGUUCGCGUCUUCUACAUUUUCUUACACCACUACUGUGCUUCCUUUUCAUUUUGUCUUUUUUUGUACACGUAUCGUUUCGACUUUUCGAACAUUCCAAAAUGCUUGUUUCCCUCCUUUUUUUUUUUGUCAAUUUGUAGAGAGCCUUGUAUUCGAUUUAGAGCAAAAUAAAGUCUAGAAAGGCAAA
Apis cerana (Asiatic honeybee) is the source of this 27298-nucleotide messenger RNA. Its product is annotated as longitudinals lacking protein, isoforms F/I/K/T-like. Gene Ontology annotation, biological process: regulation of transcription by RNA polymerase II. The record is from RefSeq and is a predicted model, not a curated record. NCBI's taxonomy places the organism in Eukaryota, Metazoa, Arthropoda, Insecta, Hymenoptera, Apidae. Gene Ontology annotation, molecular function: RNA polymerase II cis-regulatory region sequence-specific DNA binding; DNA-binding transcription factor activity, RNA polymerase II-specific.